Debaryomyces fabryi is the source of this 639-nucleotide messenger RNA. RefSeq names its product dethiobiotin synthase. Gene Ontology annotation, molecular function: ATP binding; dethiobiotin synthase activity; magnesium ion binding. The coding region runs from base 1 to 639 and encodes 212 amino acids. The record is from RefSeq and is a predicted model, not a curated record. Gene Ontology annotation, biological process: biotin biosynthetic process. The transcript has a single exon. Lineage: Eukaryota; Fungi; Ascomycota; Pichiomycetes; Serinales; Debaryomycetaceae.
AUGGAUGGAGUUUUCAUCACAGGGACUGACACAGAUGUUGGCAAAACAUUUAUUUCUGCUUUAUUAGUUAAGGCUUGGGGUUCAAAUUAUUGGAAACCUAUUCAAACUGGGUUAAACUCUUGUCAACUUGAUACAGUUACGGUGAAACAUCUCACUGGUUUAUCAGACAGUCAUUUUGAACCUCCGCAGAUCGAAUUACAAGAACCAUUAUCUCCAUGGAGGGCUUCCAUUUUAGAAAAUGCCACUGUAUCUAUAGAAGACCUUGUAAUUCCACAAAGAUUCAGUGAAAGUGGUCGGCCUUUAGUAUUGGAGGGCGCAGGUGGUUUAUUUGUUCCAAUUAACGAAACAAUGAUUAUUACAGACUUAAUUCAUAAGCUAAAUUAUCCUGUUAUAUUAGUUGCAAGAAGCGAAUUGGGUACUAUAAACCACACUCUUUUGAGUAUAGAACAUUUGAGAAGCAGAAAUAUUAAAAUUUUAGGAAUCAUACUCAAUGGAAAAUUAAAUGCUGAUAACGCCGCUGCGAUAAAACAUUUUGCUAAGGAUAUUCCAAUACUCUUACAAGUUCCAGAAGUAGAUUUAUCUCUUAUUCUGAUAGACAGUUUGUUACCUUUGGUACCUAAAUUAGAAGAUUUAUAUUGA